UCUAUCCUUCAUUCACGUAUCCUAAGCCGAAAAGCUGAUAUACAUUGUCGCUUAUAUUCGGCUCGUUCCGAGGUAAAAUCUCAUAAAAUGAGACCUUAUCCUUUAGAUAUUAGACAGUAAAUGGCACACCCUGGUUACUCCUUUUAUUAGGACUUGCGUUAGUCUCGUAUCACUAUAGGCGCCUUCCCGAAUCUCACAUAGGAUCGUCACCCUAGGAUACUCGCACGCAAGGAUAUCUCGUAUUCGAGUCUACGACGGCGUUACCAGUCAUGACGAUGCCGGCGAUGGCAUCGUGAUUUGAAGGUAUAGACACAUUAGACGAACACACCAAAAAAAUUGGGUUACUGGGGAAUGCGAUAUUUGAUCUAACGGACUCUAUAUGAGAUGGUUUGACCUCGCCCACCAUGGCGCAUCCGAAUGUUUACGAGAGGGAUGUGCCAAGAGCGCCUCCUGGGCGCGUUAGCGGCCACACUCUCAGCAUGCCUAUUUCUCAUACACAACACGAUAUCGCUAUCGCAAAGAUGGCACAGGCGGAUAUCAGCUUAGAACAACGCGAGCUGGAUCUGCUCAGCCCAGCGUACAUGCUAGAAUGGGAGGUCGGACACCAGGGUUGCGCCCGGAAGCGCAUCGGCGACGCGGAGCAACUGCGCGCGACGAUUGUUACGGAGAUAAAGGGGGACCGGCUUUUCGUCUUCCAGGAUUUGCCUGCGGAGUACCUGGAUACUGUGCGCGAUGAGCUUGGCGUUGAUGCGCGCUUUCUCGAGGCGCAUGCGGGAAGGCGGGUUUAUAGGCCGCUGAUGAAGCGUGGUUGGGGAAGAGCGGAUGUUAUGGAUAAGGUCACGAGAGAGAAAUCUGAUUUCGCUUGCUUCGAGUACCCGGAGAUGCUUACAUUGGCGAAGAGGGCUGCCGUGACUGGUGGGAGGCCGACUUCGUCGGUAGAUGCCAGAGGAGCCGGUGAUAUUGCUGGUGAAGCACCCACGUACGCGAUGUCAAACGAUGGAGAAUAUGUGAUGUUCUGCCGCGCUUCGCUAUGGUUGUCUGAUAGAAAGGAUGUUCUACUCUUAGACCCUCCGUCAUGGGCGCGGUCCUCUUCAAUGUUCCGGAAAGCGAUAUAUCCUUCGUCGGGGCCAUCCCACACCUGCUUUACUCCCAUCACCAGAAAGGAAAAGGGGGACAGUAUCGGUAGCGACACGCUACACAGCGAACCCACCCCUCGCGACAGAGACGACAUCCCCAGUCUCGAGACCCUGCUCUACCAAAGUCUAGCAGAGGAAGUCUCCGAGAAGAUAUACAAAGCAGCCGCAAUCGAAGACAUCGCCAUACACCAAUGGCACGAAUUCUUCGACGCGCUUCCGACAGACCUAAAGCCCGGCACCGCCGAAACAACCGCGCUGUACAAACAAGUGCAAAAAAGCCUUGAGCGAAACCUAACCCAGUCGCAGUUCCGCGACAAGAUCUCCUCCGACCACCGCCGUCCAUCCUCCGCCACCACGGUCUGGGAAUCCCUUCUUGCCCGUCUAAGCCGCCACCUCGCCUUACUCAGCUACCUCAACCCCCCUCCCCCUCCCACCCUCACCUCCUCCCCAUCCAACCCCCGCUCCCGCGCCCAACUCUCCACCGCCGCCCUCCCGCCCGCAACCUCGCACCGUCCCUCCUCGGAGCAGAACCAGCAAAGUCUAGACCGCGUCUCAUACAUGGGCGGGGUGUUGCUGCCGCUCUCCAUCGUCUCCAGCAUCCUAUCGAUGAGCGACCCGUUCGGGCCGGGCAACAGCCAGUUCUUCGUGUUCUGGGCCGUUUCCAUCCCAUUAGUCUUCAUCACCAUACUCAUCAUCUACGCAGACUCGAUACGCAAAGCGGAGGUGUGGAUCGAGGUCGCUAGUAGUGGGAGCACGACGGGGUCGGAGAAGCGGGAUGAGGAGGAAGGGGGUUCGAUGCCGGAGUUUGAGGGGGGGAUGGGGUUGAGGGCGAGGAGGAGGACGGAUGGGGUGGGGGUGGAGAUGUGUGAGUCGGAUUAUGGGGAUGGGUUUGGUGAGUGGGAUGGGCCGCCGCCGGGUAUGAUCGUGGAGAGGCUGUUUAAGGAUGCUGGGAAGAAGAAGUGGCGGAGGGAGCAGCUGGGAUGGAUGGGCGCGUGUAAGGCUGUGUUCCGGAUUUAUAAACUUAAGCAGGGUAGGCCGCCUAAUUGGGCUACGAAUGUGAGACGUGGGAACACGGUUUAAGCAAACGCGAAUGCAUUAGAACAAGAGGCAGAUAGGUGUAUUA
Messenger RNA from Annulohypoxylon maeteangense, 2259 nucleotides. RefSeq lists its product as uncharacterized. The record is from RefSeq and is a predicted model, not a curated record. The coding region runs from base 405 to 2216 and encodes 603 amino acids. The transcript is spliced from 2 exons. NCBI's taxonomy places the organism in Eukaryota, Fungi, Ascomycota, Sordariomycetes, Xylariales, Hypoxylaceae.